CGGGUUCUUCGCACUUUGCGCUCGCAGACGGCGUCCGACAUGGCUGCGGUGUGGAGAGCUCGUAAUUUUGCUCGCUGUGUCGUUCGCUUUUCCGACCGAGAACUCUACUAAGAGACGGUUCUCCGCGGGAAGCAGAGAAAGACGCGCCCUUACGUCAGAAUGGCAGAACAGGAUGUAAAUCCUGCAGAAACACUGGAAGAGGAAGACUGUGAAAGUACUGACGAUCCUGACCUUAACGUGGAACUCAGUGUGUUCCGAGCUCAGUGGAUGUCUGAAUUGAAUCCUUCUUCUGGCUCCAGUGUUGCUAAAAAGGAGUUCCUGUCUAGAUCUGCAGACCUGAAAAAGAGACAGGAGCUGGCCCGGGAGGAGAAGGCCAGAGAACUGUUCCUUCAGGCAGUGGAGCAAGAGCAGAAUGGAGCUGUUUAUGAAGCCAUCAAGUACUAUCGAAGAGCCAUGCAGAUCGUACCUGACAUUGAAUUUAAAAUCAACUACUCCCGGCCUCCAGACUCCGAUGGAAUAGGAAAGAACUACUUGGAAGAGACCAGCAGCAUCGGAGAGAUUGAUGAUCUGCCAUCCUAUUUCCUGCAGCAGCUUCACCUACAGGAUAUCUCUUUUAAAAUUUGCCAACCAGAAGGGGACAUUACACAAACUCACAUUUCAGCCCAACAGCUUGCUAAAUGUCAUGUUAUGGGAAUGCUUUUGUUGACAGCUCUGCCCAUGGAACUUUUGAUGUACGUUUUCCGCUGGGUUGUGUCCAGUGAUUUGGAUCUCAGGUCACUUGAACAACUGUCUCUGGUUUGUCGUGGGUUUUACAUUUGUGCCAGGGAUCCAGAAAUCUGGCGUUUAGCCUGUGUGAGGACCUGGGGUCGCAGUUGCACCAAAAUGAUUCCUUACGGCUCCUGGAGGGAGAUGUUUCUAGAAAGGCCCCAUGUUCGCUUUGAUGGUGUCUACAUCAGCAAGACCACUUACAUUCGCCAAGGAGAAGAAUCCCUGGAUGGGUUCUACAGAGCCUGGCACCAGGUGGAAUACUACAGGUACCUGAGGUUCUUCCCGGAUGGUCAAGUGAUGAUGCUCACCACCCCUGAGGAGCCGCUCACCAUCGUCGCUCGUCUUCAUAGCAAGAAUGUCAGAAUGGAGUCUGUCUUGUUUGGACAUUAUCGCCUUUCCCAGGAGACCGACAAUCAAACCAAAGUUUUUGCUGUUGUUUCCAAAAGAAAAGAGGAGAAGGCUCCGGAGUUUCAGAGGCAUCGAUAUUUUCGUCGAAGUCCAGUUCAGGAAACUGACCACAGUUUUCACGUUGGCCUCCAGCUGACUUCAGCCGGUUGGCAGAAAUUCAAUAAACUGACGUGGAUCCAUCACUCGUGCCACAUCACCUACAGAUCCACUGGCGAGACGGCCAUCACGACAUUCGACAUUAACAAGACGUAUCGGCCUCUGUUCUUUGCCCGUGUUAAGAGCUACAUGGCGUACUCGGAGAAGCCCCUCUGAAGACCCUGGAAAGCCGCAUGCAUGCAGCCAAAACGUAGCAGCAGCACUCGAUGUGAUUGUUCUUUCUACUCUUUGUUGUUUUACGCUGGAUUUUAAUUUAAACGAAUGUAAAAAGAUAAAUUUCCUGGCA
This is a messenger RNA of Erpetoichthys calabaricus (reedfish), 1618 nucleotides long. It is a transcript of the gene fbxo9, whose product is annotated as F-box protein 9. Gene Ontology annotation, molecular function: protein binding. The coding region runs from base 160 to 1488 and encodes 442 amino acids. Gene Ontology annotation, biological process: SCF-dependent proteasomal ubiquitin-dependent protein catabolic process. The record is from RefSeq and is a predicted model, not a curated record. The transcript is spliced from 13 exons. Lineage: Eukaryota; Metazoa; Chordata; Cladistia; Polypteriformes; Polypteridae. Gene Ontology annotation, cellular component: SCF ubiquitin ligase complex.